Molecule: messenger RNA, 2082 nt
Organism: Phasianus colchicus (ring-necked pheasant)
Lineage: Eukaryota; Metazoa; Chordata; Aves; Galliformes; Phasianidae
Biological process (GO): protein polyubiquitination; protein monoubiquitination
Molecular function (GO): ubiquitin protein ligase activity
Source: RefSeq, a predicted model, not a curated record
GUGCAUGAGCUCCUUGCUCAUCCACACAGGGCUCCUGCCACCCUUUACAGAUUUCUUGCUCACAGGGAUGCACUGAUCCUGAGCCUGGAAGAAAAGCUGUUUAGAUGCCGACCAGCCUCUCACAGGCCCCCUUACCUUCUAACAACCUAGCCCACAGGAUGGCUCCAAGUAGGUCUUGGAAGAGAUCAAAGUUGGCUCUCCUGAAGUCCAGGGUAGCAAUCCUACUUUUUGCUUUCUUCUUCCACACGAGAUCUUGAACUCCACCAUCUCGUGGUCACUACAACCCAAGCUGCCCUCGACCUUUACUUCCUUGACAAGGCCCUCCUUAUUAGUGAGAAUAAAGUCCAGCAACACCCCUCCCCUCAUCGGUUCCUCCACCACCUGCAUCAGAAAGUUGUCUUCAAACAGGGGGGACAGCAGGGCUUACUUUAAUUUCCCAUAAAAAUGCACAGCCUAGGUAGAUUUAGGUAGAUACUUGUGAGAGGGCCAAUGCCUACAGGAUAGCUGUUCUAGGUAAGUUCCCCAUUAACGCUGAUGUUUAUGUAGGGACCAUGAGUGUUAUUUCACCUUAAGCCAUCCAAAAGGAAUUCAUGAAUGUUACACACCACCCCUCCCCACAGGUGGGGACGCGACACUCAGAAAGAAGGAUAUUCCCAAGCUGAUAAUGGAAGAGACUCCCAAAAAGCACCAGGAAAAUGCUGACAGAAGAGGAACGAGAGAAAGAUCGACUGGGCAUUCCUGAAGCAAGAAGAGGAGAAUGCCAAACCCAAUUUCUACGUAACACAGAAAUGAGAAAUCUACAGUUUUCUAGUGAAGAAACAGGAAAUAUAUGCACAAUCAGAGUUGUGUUAAUACAUAAAUGAGAGUUGUUUUAAUCAGAGAAAAAGAAAGGCCGGUGCAUUCACGUCAAACGUAGAACAUAAAAGGUGGGCAGGAAUGAAGGGGAAGGUACAACAAAGUAGGAAAAGGAAAAGAAGGUAACAUUUGAAACAGGGGUGGGGUGGGGGAGGUGGGCACGGGCAGCCCAUGGUGAUGUCCCUGAGCAACAGGCUGUGACAUCACUGCAUGGCGGAUUGUGACUGCUUAGCCCUCACUGCUCAUAGUGGGGUGCGGGCAGAGCCUGCCUCAGUCUGGCUCGUUCCUAGACCCUGCUGAGCAGCUCUGCGAGGCUUGUCGGUCGAGCGAGGAUUUGGCUGUGCUGUGCUGGGUCGUGCCUGGGGCUGCUUGCAGCAUCUCAGUGCCCGAUCCCACAGUAUCGCUUCUGUUUCCCUGGCCCUGCCUAGAGCAGGCAGCCAGGGCCCUACGGAGCGCAUCCGCAGCAGCGGAGAGCAAUAUACCACUGCUGCAGCUCCGGUGAAGGAGAGCAACUUGUCAUCCUUGGUUCUCCCAGCCAGCUGCAGUGAGAAGACCAUGGCCGCGGAAGAGGCAUGGACAUGCUCCAUCUGCCGUGAUGUGCGACAGGACAUCGCCUAUGCGAGUCCUUGCAAUCACAUGUUCUGCCUCGGCUGCAUCCAGCGCUGGGCAAGGCUGAGAGAUAGCUGCCCGCUGUGCAGAACGGCCAUGAAGACCAUCCGGGUCUCUGUGCGGGGAGACAACGAGUACGUGGAGUGCAUCGUCUCCCCGCCUGCAGUGCCUGUGCCCAUCAGCUUCGGCACCACCACCGGCCCCAGCGGCACUGCGGCAUCCACUCCACCCUCUGCGCCACCGUCCCCUGGGCCCAUGGCCGUAGAGCCAGAGAGAGUGGGCGGCCUCCUGCCAGAGGUCUGGGCGGCACUUUUCCGGGAGAGACGUGACAUCCUCGACCCGGUGCUGCCCUGGCUGGAGCAGGAACUCCGCCGCAACGGGGAGCCGCGCUGGUGGAAAAUCAACUGGCUAAAGAGCAUGGUCCUGGCGUUCCUGUGCCAGGUGGGGCCUGACAGGGACAUCCUAGUGCAGUGCGCACAGCACGCGCUGGGGCCCAUCACCGCACCGCUCAUCGAUUCAGGACAGCAAACAGACUUCCAAGGGGCACCAGCUUCUACCCUAACUAUGUGGAACUGGUCUGAACGAAGCCCCGAGCUGCUCCUGCCACCUGCAAAGUGA